This is a messenger RNA of Cucurbita moschata (crookneck pumpkin), 2902 nucleotides long. RefSeq names its product flowering time control protein FCA. The coding region runs from base 417 to 2444 and encodes 675 amino acids. The transcript is spliced from 18 exons. NCBI's taxonomy places the organism in Eukaryota, Viridiplantae, Streptophyta, Magnoliopsida, Cucurbitales, Cucurbitaceae. Gene Ontology annotation, molecular function: mRNA binding; protein binding. The record is from RefSeq and is a predicted model, not a curated record. Gene Ontology annotation, cellular component: cytoplasm; ribonucleoprotein complex; nucleus.
UUCCCUCCUUUCUCUGACAGCGCGGGAUUCCUUCCUCUUGUCCUUCCGAGUCUGACUCCAUCUUCCCUUCGCCUCGCUCAAACCCGAAGUACCGACCGCUUAGAUUUUGGAAUUUUGCUUCACUUUUCUACAAUCACUCUCCCUAAGACGACUUCACAAAUUUGGGCUUUCCAUUUCUCACUUCGGCAAAGCUGGAUAGGCACAGAGGAGACCGCUAUGGCCCCGACCAAGAUUCCCACCCUUAUCGUCCCUCUGCAGCUCCUUCUCGCUUCAGCGACUCCCCCGUGAACCACCAUGACAGUCGCCGAAGUCCCAAUAAGUUCAGCGGCGCCGUUGGUGGUGGCGGUGGUCACCGUCGGCCUUUCGACAGCCCACCGCGCUACUCUACUUCCGGUGGAGCUGCUGAUUUUCGUCCAAUGGGCACUGCCGGGGGAUUCCGUCCAAUUCCCGGUACUGGCGGUGGCUUUGGGUCCAAUUUCCAGCCGCCACCUGUUGCUGGGCAGAAACGGGGGUAUCCUUUCUCCGGCCGUGGAAGUUCUCCAGAUCAUCAGGACGGAAGCAGUUUUGCCAAGCUGUUUGUUGGAUCUGUUCCAAGGACAAUUACAGAAGAAGAUAUUCGCCCAUUGUUUGAAGAACAUGGAAAUGUAAUCGAAGUAGCUUUGAUAAAGGAUAAGAGAACAGGCCAGCAACAAGGGUGUUGUUUUGUAAAAUAUACAACCUCAGAAGAAGCUGAUAGAGCAAUUAGGAAUUUGCACAAUCAACAUACCCUUCCUGGGGGAUCAGGCCCGAUUCAAGUUAGAUAUGCUGAUGGAGAGCGAGAGCGCCUUGGUGCAGUUGAGUACAAAUUGUUUGUUGGUUCCCUAAGUAAACAAGCUUCAGAAAAAGAAGUCAAGGAAAUCUUUUCUCAAUAUGGAGUAGUUGAAGAUGUUUACCUUAUGCGGGAUGAAAUGAGGCAAAGUCGUGGAUGUGGAUUCGUGAAGUACUCUCAUAGGGAUAUGGCACUGGCAGCUAUAAAUGCACUUAAUGGAAUCUAUACAAUGAGAGGCUGUGAUCAGCCAUUAAGUGUUCGCUUUGCUGACCCGAAGAAGCCUAGAUCUGGAGAUUCAAGGUUUGAUAUGAUGGGCACUCCUGCAUUCGGAGGUCCAGGUUUUGGUUCUCGUCUUCAAGCACCUGGGCCAAGACCAAUGUCUAAUUUUGGUGAAUUUAUGGGUGAUCGAAUUCCAAUUGAUGUACGAGGUUUUAGGCCACCUGUUGAUGCUGGUGUUCAUACCUUUGGGGGUCAAUUGCCUCCUAGGUCCAGUGAAAUGGGAUUACCUUUGAAUUUGAGUGGUCCUGUUAGUAGGUUUAGAGGUCCCAACCAAGGGAUAGUCAAUCCUGGAUCCUCAACUUCUCCACUGAAUUUUAUUCAGCCAGCAAGCCAACAUCCACCACUGGGCCUGCAAACGUCACCAGUGCUAAAGGCUUUUCAGUCACCGAAACAAUUGCCACCUCCGAGUCAAUUGCACUCUCAUGCUCCGACCUCCUAUUCUCAGACACAUACAUCUCCAGCAUCAGUACAGCGGCAUAGUCAACCGCCGAAUUUUAAUUCUUCUAGUCAAAUGCCCUUUAGUCAGCCUGCACCUUCACAAGAGUCACCUGGCUUAGGUUCACAGUUGGCCGUAUCUCAAGCUAUGAUCCAGCAGAGUGCCUCAUCUGCUGCAGCCACACAGACUCCUCUGACUAUGAACUUACAAUCCCAUGCUACUGCUCCUAACCAACAGCAGCUUCAGCCACGUCAGAGCUCACCUUCUCGGUUGGCUCACAUGCUGUCACAGCAAAAACAAACCCUGCAGGCUAGUUUUCAGUCUUCCCAGCAGGCAUUCUCUCAGAUACAGCAGCAGUUGCAGCUGAUACAACCAUCAAGUCAAAGUUCAACAUUGCAGCCAAGUUCCCAGACUAUUAAGCAGCAGUCUCACUGGGCGGGGGUUGUGCCACAUACAGCUUCCAGUGCCACUUCUGCAGCUUCAGAUACACGUUCAUCUAUGGGCCCUCUUGUAGCUAUAAAUACCCAACUUGUAGCUCCUCUAAAAUGCAAUUGGACAGAGCACACUUCUCCUGAUGGUUACAAAUACUAUUACAACAGUGUAACCGGUGAGAGUAAGUGGGAGAAGCCUGAAGAGCUUUCGGCGAUUGAGCAUCAACCAAAGCCACCAGUACUGCAGCCCCAUAACCAGCCACAUCCUCAACUACUAUCUGCCCAACAACUCUCUCAAACUCCGCAAGCCCAGCUUCAAGCUCAGUUCCAGACACGGAUGCCCCACCCUCAGCCGCUACAGCAACCUUCAUUCCAUUCACAGGAAGGUGCUUAUACACAAUUGCAGACAGUUAAUAGCUCAGUAAAUGAUCCUACUCGCUUCCACCAGGGACCUCAGGCGAAUCAAGAGUGGGCAUGGAAAAAUAAAUAAUCAGCAGAUUUCCUUGGAGGUAUUAUGAAUCACAUAAGCUCCUUUACUAUGGUAGAACUAUUUGGUCUUCAGCUGGUGCAUCUGCUAUUUAAGUUUUGAAAUGAAGAAACUAGGCCCCCUCUGCCUUGAAGCUCUGAGGCAGAGAGCAGCUUUGUAAGGUGCAGAAGCCACUGAUGGGAUGAGCGAUGUUUCAAUGGCGUUUGUGUUGGCUGCAAAUUCUCUCGACGCAUGGCCUUGUACGAUCUAUACAUUGGGUUAGUUAAUAACAUACCGAUAUCGUUGUAUCAUAUUGCUAAGAUCUCUGUAUUCCUCAUAAACGUGUAUGUACUUAUAAAUUAAUCUCUCAGCAUGUACUGUCUGUUCUUUUGUUUUGUUACAUCUUAAAAACUGGAGUGGAAGAGGAUUCGUGUACCUUCUUUUGUAGCUAUGAUUCAUUCACUUGAAAUACUAGUUGACAA